AUGGCUCGAGCGCGGCAGGACACUUCGGAGCUGGCAGAGAGCCUUCGCAGCAGCUGGGGGACCGCAGAGGAGUUGGAGUUGGCAGAGUCUGGAGAAGAGCUGGGUGGAGGCCUGGGUUACAUCGGUGCUGCUCCCGGGAUUCUGGCGGUGGCGAAGCCAGCGGGGAUCACCUCUGAGGCUGUCAUGCAGCUGGUGUCAAGGUGGCUGGCACAGCGAGGCUUCAAUGCCGAGAUCAUGAGACUCUCCCGUCUGGAUGCACCGACCUCUGGUGUGCUGCCCGUGGCCAUGGCCCCAAGUGGAUCAGGAGUGGCGAGCUGGUACCAGCUGCUCUUCGCUGCACGCAAG
This is a messenger RNA of Symbiodinium necroappetens, 345 nucleotides long. The record is from the annotation of a GenBank genome assembly. Lineage: Eukaryota; Dinophyceae; Suessiales; Symbiodiniaceae.